CCUGCGUGUCCCCCCGCGCCGGGGCCGGUGCAACCUCUCCAGCCUGUGCUGGCGGGGAAGGAGUUCGGCCUCACCUCUCGCGAGAUCGCCUCCUGUUGCUGUCCCCGCCGCUUCUAACCUCUGAUUGGCGGUGCCUGCGCAGCCGCCAUGUUCGGUUGCUAUGCUGUGGCCUGGGAGACGGGGUGUGCUUGAGGGAGGAGGAGGAGGAGGAGACGGAGAAGGAGGAGGAGGAGAAGAGGAGGGGGGAUUGAGCUCUUCUUGCACUCUCACACACAAACGCUGCCCGGGAUUACCCGCUCGCGCCGCGCUGCGUGCUUUUCCGCUCCUCACGCCCCCCCCCCAUAUUGUUCUCUCAGGACUCCUGGGUCCCCCGGGGCUGAAAUCGGGGCCUGAGCUGGGACGGCUAGACGCUCGGCUUUGGCUGAAGGGUCGGAGAUUGGGGGCCAGGUCCCCGGCCCCGGGGCUCCCCUCCCCCACGUUACUUUUGGGGGGUGUGGAUUAGCUCAUUCCCGCAGGGAAGUGGGAGAGCGCGCCGGCUGCCUGUCUCCCUCUGGCUCCUGGCGGCGCCCGCCCGAGGUUGUCCCGCAGUAUGAGGUGGUGCCGGCCACUCGGGGCCGUGGCGCGGCGGUUGCUGCGGCGGCGGCUGCUGGGGGGCUGCUGAGGGAGCCCCCGGGAGCCGCGCGGCGGAGGCGCUGCGCCCCGGCGCGCCCGGGUCUCGAGGCUUUUCUUCUCCAGCCGAGAGGAAGCGGCUGUGAUACGAAGAUAUUGUGUGGACAGUAAUGACCUCACGUUUCCGGUUGCCUGCUGGCAGAACCUACAAUGUACGAGCAUCUGAGUUGGCCCGAGAUAGACAGCACACAGAGGUGGUUUGCAACAUUCUUCUUCUGGAUAACACUGUACAAGCUGUCAAAGUUAAUAAGCAUGAUCAGGGGCAAGUUCUGUUGGAUAUAGUCUUCAAGCAUCUUGAUUUGACUGAGCGUGACUACUUUGGUUUACAGUUGGCUGAUGAUUCCACAGAUAAUCCAAGGUGGCUGGAUCCAAACAAGCCAAUAAGGAAGCAGCUAAAGAGAGGAUCUCCUUACAGUUUGAACUUUAGAGUCAAAUUUUUUGUAAGUGACCCCAACAAGUUGCAAGAAGAAUAUACAAGGUACCAGUAUUUUUUGCAGAUUAAGCAAGACAUUCUAACUGGAAGGUUGCCCUGUCCUUAUAAUACUGCUGCCCUUUUGGCUUCAUUUGCUGUUCAGUCUGAACUUGGAGACUACAGUCAGUCAGAGAACUUGCCAGGCUACCUCUCAGAUUAUUCUUUCAUUCCUAAUCAACCUCAAGAUUUUGAAAAAGAAAUUGCAAAAUUACAUCAGCAACAUAUAGGCUUGUCUCCUGCAGAGGCUGAAUUUAAUUACCUGAAUACAGCACGUACCUUAGAACUCUAUGGAGUUGAAUUUCACUAUGCAAGGGAUCAAAGUAACAAUGAAAUUAUGAUUGGAGUGAUGUCAGGAGGAAUUCUGAUUUAUAAGAACAGGGUACGAAUGAAUACUUUUCCAUGGUUGAAGAUUGUAAAGAUUUCUUUUAAGUGCAAACAGUUUUUUAUUCAACUUAGGAAAGAAUUGCAUGAGUCUAGAGAAACAUUAUUGGGAUUUAACAUGGUGAAUUAUAGAGCAUGUAAAAAUUUGUGGAAAGCAUGCGUAGAACAUCACACAUUCUUCCGUUUGGACAGACCACUUCCACCUCAAAAGAAUUUUUUUGCACAUUAUUUUACAUUAGGUUCAAAAUUUCGGUACUGUGGGAGAACUGAAGUCCAGUCAGUCCAGUAUGGCAAAGAAAAGGCAAAUAAAGACAGGGUAUUUGCAAGAUCCCCAAGUAAGCCUUUAGUACGGAAAUUAAUGGAUUGGGAAGUAGUAAGCAGAAAUUCAGUAUCUGAUGACAGAUUAGAAACACAAAGCCUUCCAUCACGAUCUCCACCCGGGACUCCUAAUCAUCGAAAUUCUGCAUUCACACAAGAGGGAGCCCGGUUGCGACCAUCUUCAGUUGGUCAUUUAGUAGACCACAUGGUUCAUACUUCCCCAAGUGAAGUAUUUAUAAAUCACAGAUCUCCAUCCUCAACACAAGCUAAUAGCAUCGUUCUGGAAUCAUCACCAUCACCAGAGACCCCUGGAGAUGGACAACCUCCAGCUUUACCACCCAAACAAUCAAAGAAAAACAGUUGGAACCAAAUUCAUUGUUCACAUUCUCAACAAGAUCUGGAAAACAGUAUCAGUGAAACAUUUGAUGUUCCAUCUUCCCCUGAAAAAUCUACCCCUAAUGGAGGUAUUCCACAUGAUAAUCUAGUUCUAAUCAGAAUGAAGCCCGAUGAAAAUGGAAGAUUUGGAUUCAAUGUAAAGGGAGGUUAUGAUCAGAAAAUGCCUGUGAUUGUGUCCCGAGUAGCUCCAGGAACACCUGCUGACCUCUGUGUCCCUCGAUUGAAUGAAGGGGACCAGGUUGUACUGAUCAAUGGUCGGGAUAUUGCGGAACAUACCCACGAUCAGGUUGUCCUGUUUAUUAAAGCUAGUUGUGAGAGACAUUCUGGGGAACUUGUGCUUUUAGUUCGGCCUAACGCUGUAUAUGAUGUAGUGGAAGAAAAACUGGAAAAUGAGCCAGACUUCCAGUACAUUCCUGAGAAAACCCCACUAGAUAGCAUCCAUCAGGAUGACCAUUCCCUCCGGGAGUCGAUGAUACAACUAGCUGAGGGGCUUAUCACUGGAACAGUCUUGACACAAUUUGAUCAACUAUAUCGGAAAAAACCUGGAAUGACAAUGUCUUGUGCCAAAUUACCUCAGAACAUUUCCAAAAAUAGAUACAGAGAUAUUUCACCUUAUGAUGCUACACGGGUCAUUUUAAAGAGUAAUGAAGACUAUAUCAAUGCAAAUUACAUAAAUAUGGAAAUUCCUUCUUCCAGCAUUAUAAAUCAGUACAUUGCCUGUCAAGGGCCAUUACCACACACUUGUUCGGAUUUCUGGCAGAUGACUUGGGAACAAGGCUCCUCUAUGGUUGUGAUGCUGACCACACAAGUUGAACGUGGGAGAGUUAAGUGUCACCAGUAUUGGCCAGAACCUACAGGAAGUUCAUCCUAUGGAUGCUACCAAGUCACCUGUCACUCAGAAGAAGGAAACACUGCAUAUAUCUUCAGGAAGAUGACACUAUUUAACCAAGAGAAAAAUGAGAGUCGUCAACUUACUCAGAUCCAGUACACAGCCUGGCCCGAUCAUGGAGUCCCUGAUGAUUCAAGUGACUUUCUGGAUUUUGUUUGCCACGUACGAAAUAAGAGGGCUGGCAGAGAAGAACCUAUUGUUGUUCAUUGCAGUGCUGGGAUUGGGAGAACUGGGGUUCUUAUUACUAUGGAAACAGCCAUGUGUCUCAUUGAAUGCAAUCAACCCGUUUAUCCACUAGACAUUGUAAGAACAAUGAGAGAUCAACGAGCCAUGAUGAUACAAACACCGAGUCAAUACAGAUUUGUAUGUGAAGCUAUUUUGAAAGUUUAUGAAGAAGGAUUUGUUAAACCCUUAACAACAUCAUCAAAUAAAUAAGAAAGCAAAAAGUCUGGAAUAUGUUUAGGAAAACUACUUUCCAUUUUAUUUACUGUGCCAUAAUACUGCUUGCAGGAAAUGGCAUCCCAACAACAAAAAAAAAUGAAGAACUCACAAAAACUGAAAACUUCAGCACUGUUGCACUUUAUGUUUAAAAAAAAAAUGUCACUCUCUCAAAAUCUAUAACUCGUGUUUGAAGACUAUUUCAUGCUUUGCUCCGAACAAAUAGUGAAUAACUGAGUAUGUUCAGGGUAAUUUAUGAAAUUCUGUGUUGGUGCCAUGUAGUCCCCUUCCGGUAGAAUUGCCACAAACAAGGCUCAGAAUUCUCAUCAUCUCUGUUACACACCUGUAUCUUGAAAGCAAAAAGAAGUAAACAUCAGGAGUCAGCUCUGGUGUUUCCCAGUGAUCCAUGUACUUACUAUGCUGAUUACCAGAUUUUAUUUUUUAAAUUUUAGCAAUAUCAUUCUCAAUAUUAGCCAAUACACUGCCUAUGGAUGCAGCACAUCUUUCCCUAAACUCCCCCUGUAGAGACCUGCUGUUCAUAAGAAGAAAGGUGGAAUUUGCUUUUCCCAGGAAAUGCUGCAGAUUGUCCAUUUACCAGCAUCUUAUAGAAAGUAUAAAUAUGAAUCUACAAAUUUUCUUGGAUUUAAUAAUGUAACUUAUAUUUAUCAUAAGGUUGGCUUAUUCCAAAUCAUGUGACUUCACAUACUUGAUGUAAAGGAAUGCAUGCAUUGUGUCUUAACCCCUUAAGUGCCUUGAGACAUCUCUCUAUGUCUAAUAAAAAGGCACUCAUUUUGACCCCACUAAGAGGUAUGUAUGUAUAUUACACAUUUACAUUUUUAUGCAUUUUGAAUCAGUUCACUUUUUUUUAAGAUAAUUUCUUGUAUUAAGAGUUAGGCAGUCAAAGAAGGGUAAGGAAAUUUUGUUACCAAUCCCUACAUUUUGCCAUAAGCAGCAGGGACAAUUUGUGUUCUACUGAAUGAGCAGUCUGCUGCUAUUAUAUGGUUCAGUAUCUGCACAUUGUUUUCCCAAGGUACAAGGGUUACAAUUUAGCAGCUCAAGUUAAGAUGCUUUAUUCUUCCAAUUUUCAUAUUUAUUUUAUCCCUAAUUUAGAAAUGGCAUCUAAUAACGCACAUUAAAGUGAAACAUGAUACUUUAAGCUAAAGGUAAAGCAGUUACUUGUGGUUUAUUUCUGUCAUUAAUUAUUACUCUUCAGCAUUUUUCAAUUCAAUCAAGCUUUGUUCAUACUGGCUUCUUGGGAUCCUUCAGAUGAGGAAUGAAACAUUACUGACUUAUUUCCAAAAGUAAUCCUCAAUAACUGAAAUGAGGGUUUUCUUGACAUUUUCAUGUACAAUUAAAUUACUCCAGUUUAUAUGUACUUAUUAAGUUAUAAGCAUGUUAAUAUGGAGAGUUUUAAUUGUCCAGCUUGAUGGGGAGGUAAUUCCCUUUGAGGAAGUGUAUUUUCCUCUUCAGAUAUUUUUAAAACUUUUAAAUCUACAGAGAGAUAGAACUUUAAAAUUGCCCAG
Condylura cristata (star-nosed mole) is the source of this 5086-nucleotide messenger RNA. It is a transcript of the gene PTPN4, whose product is annotated as protein tyrosine phosphatase, non-receptor type 4 (megakaryocyte). Gene Ontology annotation, biological process: protein dephosphorylation. The transcript is spliced from 27 exons. Gene Ontology annotation, cellular component: cytoskeleton; cytoplasm; cytoplasmic side of plasma membrane. The record is from RefSeq and is a predicted model, not a curated record. Gene Ontology annotation, molecular function: cytoskeletal protein binding; protein tyrosine phosphatase activity. Bases 780 to 3560 code for a protein of 926 amino acids. Lineage: Eukaryota; Metazoa; Chordata; Mammalia; Eulipotyphla; Talpidae.